Messenger RNA from Lathyrus sativus (Indian pea), 276 nucleotides. Lineage: Eukaryota; Viridiplantae; Streptophyta; Magnoliopsida; Fabales; Fabaceae. The record is from the annotation of a GenBank genome assembly.
AUGUUUGGGGCUUUCAAUAGUGUGAUUGUAGAGUCAAAAGCAAAGCCAUUGGUGACUAUGCUAGAAGAAAUAAGGGGCUACAUCAUGGAAAAAUGGGAAACUAAUAGGGUGAGAUUCUCCCAAUUAAGUGAUGGGGGUGUUUUUCCAAACAUUAAGAAGAAAUUGAAAAAAAGAAACACCUACACAAACUACCAGAUAGUAAGGAUGUCAUCUGAGUUCAUCUUUGAAGUAAGACACAUUAAGAAUCAAGUUGAUGUGUUUUUUUUGUCAAUUUAA